GUGACUUUCUCCGUGGGUGCUCGGGUGGAGGAAGCCGUGAGGCCGGAGCAUAGGUCGGGGAGUGAUGGAGCGCUGAGCCGUUAACGUCUGCCAGGCUGUCUGUCUCCGUACCUGUUAGUGCUGGCACCUCCUCCUUUGACACCUUCCUGGGUCGUCUCUCUUGAUAUUGGAAGAAAUACCUGGUAACAGACAUGACUGAGUUCUGGCUUAUAUCGGCUCCUGGGGAGAAAACCUGUCAGCAAACAUGGGAGAAACUGCAUGCAGCAACUACAAAGAACAAUAAUCUUUCUGUUACUUCAAAGUUCAACAUUCCUGACUUAAAGGUUGGCACACUGGAUGUCCUGGUCGGUUUGUCAGAUGAACUGGCUAAGCUGGAUGCAUUCGUAGAAGGGGUGGUAAAAAAAGUGGCCCAGUAUAUGGCUGAUGUAUUAGAGGAUAGUAAAGAUAAAGUUCAGGAGAAUCUCUUGGCCAAUGGAGUUGACUUGGUCACCUAUAUAACAAGAUUCCAGUGGGAUAUGGCCAAAUACCCAAUCAAGCAGUCCCUGAAAAAUAUAUCUGAAAUAAUUGCCAAGGGAGUAACUCAGAUUGACAAUGACCUGAAAUCUCGAGCAUCUGCGUACAAUAACCUGAAAGGGAACCUUCAGAAUUUGGAGCGAAAGAAUGCGGGAAGUUUGCUAACUCGAAGCCUAGCGGAAAUUGUGAAGAAGGAUGACUUUGUUCUUGAUUCGGAGUAUCUCGUCACAUUAUUGGUGGUAGUUCCAAAGUUAAACCACAAUGAUUGGAUUAAACAGUAUGAAACACUAGCUGAAAUGGUCGUUCCAAGGUCUAGCAACGUUCUCUCAGAGGACCAAGACAGCUACCUUUGUAAUGUCACCUUGUUUAGGAAGGCAGUUGAUGACUUCAGACACAAAGCCAGGGAAAACAAAUUCAUUGUUCGUGACUUCCAGUAUAAUGAAGAGGAGAUGAAAGCAGAUAAAGAAGAAAUGAACAGGCUUUCUACUGACAAGAAAAAGCAAUUUGGACCGCUUGUGCGGUGGCUGAAAGUGAAUUUCAGUGAGGCGUUUAUCGCUUGGAUUCAUGUGAAAGCAUUAAGGGUUUUUGUUGAGUCUGUUUUAAGGUAUGGUUUGCCAGUGAACUUUCAAGCAAUGCUACUUCAGCCCAAUAAGAAAACAAUCAAGAAACUGAGAGAAGUAUUAUAUGAAUUGUAUAAACAUCUAGACAGCAGUGCAGCGGCUAUUAUUGAUGCUCCUAUGGAUAUUCCAGGCUUAAACCUCAGUCAACAGGAAUACUACCCUUAUGUUUACUACAAGAUUGAUUGCAACUUGCUGGAAUUCAAGUAAAAAUGAGCUCCUCGCCAGACAAUCUUGUCCUUGUGUUGGUGUAUGCUAACAGACACAGGUUGCCGUAUAAUAGUACUUUUAGCUCUAUUAUCCUUGGCUUGCUUCUGACCCCCAUCCUGGGUGUCUUCUCCCACAGUGGUCCAUUUCUCAACAUUUUCUUCUUAAAGGAAAAUGUAUGUAUUGUUUCUUUUUAUUGAUCAGGUAUGUAAAUGUGUAGUAAAAAAAAAAAAAAUCAGAGUUUAUUUAUAAACUGAAUAGUUUAUUUAAAGAGAAGGUCUUUCCUCACUGAUAUUGUGGUAUGCAUCAAUUCCAUUUGUUACUGUUGUGCACAAAGACCUUGUUUACAAGGGAAUGGUGUAAACUCUUAUACCAUUUUGCUCACUGUAUUUGGUAGACAUAACUGUUUAAUAGUUAUUGAAUCAUGAUGUAAAGAAAUGUGACAAUAUUCAGGUAUGUGCUUUCUGAAUGUUUCAAAUUAUACAGUGUGCGAGCACUGUCAACACCCACAGGAGAGAAUAAAAUGACCUGUGCAAAGGUGUAUUGUGGUGUGUGUGACUUCAGAAGAUUCCACUUCAGUUUGAGAGUCUAAUAAAUGAUGUCAUAGCUAACUUGCUAUGUUACUUUCAGGCUUUUGGUAUAUGCUGAGGUGACAGUUUUUGUCUGACUUGAGAGUGAUUUAACUGUGCCAAAUUUGAGGCAGAGCACAUACUUGAAGAUUAUUUUUCAACAAAUAAUGGGCGUUUACAUUUGUUCACUGAACUUUUAGUUCUCUAAUUAGGAAGUAGGGCCGAUUCUGAAUAAAGUACAGCAAAACUAUG
This is a messenger RNA of Loxodonta africana (African savanna elephant), 2158 nucleotides long. It is a transcript of the gene ATP6V1C1, whose product is annotated as ATPase H+ transporting V1 subunit C1. Gene Ontology annotation, cellular component: vacuolar proton-transporting V-type ATPase, V1 domain; lysosomal membrane. Lineage: Eukaryota; Metazoa; Chordata; Mammalia; Proboscidea; Elephantidae. The coding region runs from base 192 to 1340 and encodes 382 amino acids. Gene Ontology annotation, biological process: proton transmembrane transport. The record is from RefSeq and is a predicted model, not a curated record. The transcript is spliced from 13 exons. Gene Ontology annotation, molecular function: proton-transporting ATPase activity, rotational mechanism.